CCAAGUGACGCGCGCGCUUCAUGCCCGUUGCUCUGCCCGGCACGACGCAGCAGCAACCGUCAAGAUGGUCCGCGAGGACCUAGUCACCUCAGCGGUUUCAUUCCUCCAGGACCCUUCGGUCGCCAGUGCCCCGAUUGAGAAGCGCAUCUCGUUUCUCCAGUCCAAGAAUCUUACCCAGGAUGAAAUUGAUGCUGCCCUAGCCCGCGCAGGCUCAGCUCCAGCCGCUUCGGCCCCCGCACCUCAAGGCUAUGCCUACCAGCAACCGCCGUCGCCUGCACCUCCUCCCGGAUAUGGCGCCUAUCCGGGAUAUUGGCAGCAGCCUCCGCCUGAGGUCCCGAAGCGCGACUGGCGCGAUUGGUUUAUCAUGGCCACGGUAAUGGGCGGGGUCGGUUACGGCCUAUACUUUACCGCAAAGCGUUAUAUCCUUCCUCUCAUCGCUCCCCCUACGCCGCCACAGAUUGAGCAGGACAAGAACUCGAUUGAUGAAUCUUUCAACCGCGCAUUUGCCCUUCUCGAGCAACUCGAAGCGGACACCAAAGCACUUAAAGCUUCGGAGGAAGCCCGGACAAGCAACCUGGAUACGGCUCUCUCUGAGAUGGAGACCGCCACGGAAUCCCUCAGGGAAUCUCUGCGGAGACGGGAUGCCGAUAGCCGGAGACUGGAGGAUGACGUUCGCGGAUUGAGGGAGUUGAUACCUAGGGCAUUGGAAGCGCACAAGGAGAGCACCGAUAACCGGCUGAAGGACCUUUCGCAGGAGCUCAAGAGCUUGAAGACAUUGGUUGCGAACCGGAUGGGAGGCGCCAGCUCGCCGAAUACCGCAGGCGUGAACAUGUUUAGUGCGCAAGGCACUGCGGCUGUCAACGGUGCUGGAAGCUCGACCCCAGGAACAGCCACGCCAGUACAGCCAGCGGCCGGAUCAGGAGCGUCAGAUGGUCAGGAUGCUGGGCCAUCGCCUGCGCCAACAGCAUCGAGGCCCAUAAGCGCAAGUCCGUAUGGUAGAUUCACGAGCGGACGAGCGGCGAUUCCUGCAUGGCAGAUGGCGGCAGCUAAAAAGAAUCAGGAGCCGUCUGAUAAAAAAGAGGGGUCUGAAAGCGGACCGGCCAGUGAGGCAGGGGCUGGGGCGUAGGUAGAAGGGCUGGGGUCUCUUGUAGUGCAAUACGCGAUGAGAUAAUGGAAUGC
This is a messenger RNA of Aplosporella prunicola CBS 121167, 1179 nucleotides long. RefSeq lists its product as uncharacterized. The transcript has 5 exons. Gene Ontology annotation, biological process: protein import into peroxisome matrix, docking. Bases 65 to 1126 code for a protein of 353 amino acids. The record is from RefSeq and is a predicted model, not a curated record. Gene Ontology annotation, molecular function: signaling receptor binding. Gene Ontology annotation, cellular component: peroxisomal membrane; peroxisomal importomer complex. Lineage: Eukaryota; Fungi; Ascomycota; Dothideomycetes; Botryosphaeriales; Aplosporellaceae.